ACCAGAUGUCCUGGUAAUCGAAAAAUCGACACGUAUUCACAUAUCGAAAGUGAUCACAAUAACUACAUCGAGUAUAUAAUCUUUGACUCUACCAUACAAAAUGUUCACGCCGAGUGAGUGUAACAGUCGAUUUAUAGAAAUAUAUAGUUUGUAGCGAUACGGAUUCGUGACUAAGUGUUGGGGUUUUUUUUCAUAUCAAGACACAACCCCUGUAAAAUUUGAAGUGUGUUAUCAAACACCCAAACACAGAACACAUUCCACAUCCAAAGUUGUCAAUCUGUUAAAUUCUAAACUAUACGCAAAUAUAUACAUGGCGGAAUCAGCGGUGUCACCGGGAAUAUUAACCCAUAUAUUUCUGGAAAUAAUACACAGUCCACUGAAUAUUGUCCUCGUAGCUUUAAUAGUGUUUUUAGUGUAUAAAAUAUUCAAAAGUCGCAAUAGUAGUGCUCCCAUUACGUCAGCGGCCUCAUCAUUACCCAAACUUAAGAAAAGGGACUUUACCGUAGAAGAGUUAAAAAAAUACGAUGGUAAUCAAGAGGACGGCAGAGUUUUGGUUGCUGUAAAUGGAAAUGUGUACGACGUUACGAAAGGGAAACGAUUUUAUGGUCCAGGUGGUCCGUAUGCAGCAUUCGGAGGUAAAGAUGCUUCUAGAGGGCUGGCAACUUUUAAUGUCGCAGCUGCUGGUGAAGGAUAUGACGAUUUGAGUGAUUUAAGCACUAUGGAAAUGGAUUCGAUUAGAGAAUGGGAGUCACAAUUCAAAGAAAAAUAUGACUUUGUUGGGAGGUUGCUGAAACCGGGAGAACAACCAACAAACUAUUCCGAUGAGGAGGACGAAUCGACAAGUACAGGAGAUAAAGUUGAAAAGGGAGAAAAAGAGGAGAAGCCAGAAAAAGAGAAAAAAGUAGAAUAAAAUACUCUACCAAUUUUCUCUGUAAAAGGCUGACAUGGUUCAAAGACUAUUUAUAUGUGUAAAAUUAUAAAAUAAUUCAAGAAAACAAAAAACUAAAAUAUAAUUUUAUUUUUCUUUGUAUAGCGCUAAUAAUUGAUUAAAUAUCUUUAUCUACAUACAAUUAAAAUUUCUGUUGCUGAGAACUCUAGUAUAUAUUACAAUCUCUUUGAUACGGAUAAGUGUGUUAAAUGCCAUGGAAAUACGAGGUGCGUCCAAUAUAUUUUACUAUAGUUUCCCAUUUUCCUUAAACGAACAGUCAACUUUAUGUUCAAGAAAUAUUUUCGAAAUAAAACUCAAAAGUAAACGCGCCUCGUUAUUCCCUGAAAUUUUAUUUCAUAUUUGUCGACGAGUAUGACUUUGAUCUAUCCGAAUGGUUGUUCCCAAUUGAAAGUGGAAUUGUCGCCAUGUAUACUUGCACUAAAUGGCAGCCACAACUCUGAACGAGUGUUUAUUCCACAAUUCUAAUCCUUGGAGUGCACGAGACCCCGGCAGGGCCACGGGAGCGCCAUCUAUUGACCAGUCAAGGCGUCGGCAAUGUUAUUGAUGCGUUUCGAGGAGAUAAGAUAUACCGGAGCAUUGCUAAUGAUUAUUGUGUAAUGAAGUAUGGCUGUAUUGAGGGGAUAUAGUGAGAAAUUGACCCAUCGGAGAGUGCUUGUGACCCUUUUAAACUACAGUAAGAAGAUUAGGACCAGUGACUGAAUUAGACGUUUUCCGCAUGUAAUUUACGACCAAAGAGGCUAUGAUGAAUUAAAAGAGUUUAGAAGCUCACAAUUUCCUCCUUGUGUGGAGGUGCUGCCAGAGGAACGUUUCCUCUUGUUCGUCUGGAAUCAGGAUUUAACUUUUUUAUCAUAUUUUGUCUUAAUUUCCGAAUGAAUAAUUCUUGGUUUCAAUUUUCUUAAAUCAUUUUAUUUGUGUCACUAUACAUUUCCAUUCGAUGAAACAAUAUACAACUGAAUAACGUUUCUUUCUCUCCACUUGAUUUCAAUUUCUCGACUGCAAAAAAAAUUCUCUAUUAUAUUGGUCCUUGUUUUCAUCAAUCUAGGCUUUUGAAAAGACUAAAAAACUUCACGCGUCCCGCAACUCUUUUUGUCUGAUAUAAUGUAUUUAUCUGUCUUAUGAAUACAGUUCACUACUUGAGCAGUUAACCAUCUUUCAGUAAUUCCUUAGAAGAAUUGAUAGACGAUGGUAUGAUGUUAUAAUCACCCUGGUUUGUUUACGAAAAACGCAUCAACAUUAUGGCCGACGGCCAGUUCUCGUAUCUGACCGCUAGAUGGCGUUAGCGUCACAGGGGCAAAAAAUGCAACCCGCAUAGCUGGUGACUCCCAAGAAUUAGAUCGAAACCGGUCGACGGACUUUUAUUUUCUGCUUGCAAUUGCGAACUAUCACAGAUGUUUGUUACAGUUAAAACGCAUUUUUCGUUAGAACUCGUUUUUAAUAGUUAAAACUAGUUUUUGCUUAAUAAAUUUGUUAAAACUAGAAAUACCAAUGAUAUAUUUGAAUUUCAGAUAAAGUUAGUUGCACACCGAGUUUUAGUUGGAACUAGUAUUACAAAAUUAAUUUGGGAUUGAAAAUAAGAUUUAUUGAAAAGAUCUAAGACACAUAAAAACCAAAAAAUAAUCUAACACUAAAGCAACAUUUUAGGGAACGUCAACUCAAAUUAGUUGCCAAGAUGACAAUAUUAAUUAUAACUAGGUAAAUAAAAUAAUCAAAAAAAUCAACAGAACAAAACCAUAAAAUUUCAAAAAAAAAACAUUAACACACAAUAAAAUCUAAUCAGUCAAACUUAAAAAACGCAUGAAGGAUGAAAGAUAACCACUUUUCUUGCAGAGACACGUUUUUGUCAUACAUCCUUUCUUGCACACGCAGCUCAUAAAUACUUUGGCUGUUCCUAUGGCUGCUUCCUUAGCAACAGUUCUCAAAGGUAAAUUUACCUAGUUGGAACAAAGGGAUUUCUUCCAUAUUUCGUUUCUAUCUUGUGAAAACCCUGAUUAUCCUUUUCUGUUGUGUUGAAGAGACCGCAGCGUUUUGCACGUAAGGUUUCUCUUCCUAGUACAUCCUUCUCCGUGGGACAGAGCAGCAUCCACUCAAAAACGAUAUUCCCAAGAAAUCCUUCAGCUCAGCUUCGGAAAAUUGAUAAAUUGAUUUCUCUUUUUGAACCAACCGCAUAUAUCGCCGAUUGCUUCUCGAUUUAUUACAGGAUUACAGAUUACAGAUUGUUGAAAAAUAACUCGCAAGAUUUCCAGCUGAGUCAGCGGUGUGCUCGCAUGAGUUACAUUAUCACCCAAUUCUACUGGAACUUGGCCUGUUUAGUUGUGCAGUUUCUUAGGAUGCAAUUAUUUGUCGAUUCACAUUGGUUACAAUUUCGAAAUUUUUGUCAUGUGGUGGUAAUAAGCUUUGCUAUAAACAAAGCAGGAAUUAACGAAGCAAGCGAACAACGCGCGGACGACCCUGUACUUGUCAAAUCAUAUUACGUCUCGCGACCAAUCGGAAUAAGGUACGAUGAUCAGGUGAGUGAUACAUUUUUAACUGACUCGCUUUGGAGUAACGCGUUUUGUCUAGUAACAACUAGUUUUAACUGAUAUUCGAUUUGAGCAUUAGUUAAUUCUAGUAUUAACAAAGGCGUACAUUCAAAACUAGUUCUAACUAGGAAUAACGCGUUCUAUGUAAAAACUAGUUUUAAUUGUAACAUGUCUGUAUCGACAAAAAAAGGGUCGAUCAGCGACACGAUGUUCGAAGGGGAUGUAAUACAAUAUUCGCCGCGGUAAUUAACCAAGAAAGUAGUUUUUUCCUUCGUGGAAUGGGUCAGACUUUUGUGCCUGAGCAAAACUGUUAACUUAUUAAGAAAUUUAUUGUAUUUAUUUAUCACUUUUUUUAUUGUUUAAUUGUUUUUAAAUUCAAUAGAAAUGAAUCUGUAACCAUGUGUACAUCACUUAGGAAGACCUAAGGUUAUCGAAAUUUCUUACAAAUUUGAUUAAGUGAACGUUAUAAUUCCAAAAAUUUGCAUUUUCUUGUUGAUAUAGAAAAAUUUGGUUUAAAUACGAGUUUAAUAUAGGGCUUGAAUAAACAGUAAUCGGGGACUUCUGUACAGGUUGGGUAUUAGUGUUUUUUGCGUCAAUAUACUAUCUUAUAUGUAUAUUAUUGUCUUAAUAUAAAUUUUUAUGAAAAAAAUAAAUAAACUGUCUCGAUAGUUUAAA
This is a messenger RNA of Diorhabda carinulata, 4143 nucleotides long. RefSeq names its product membrane-associated progesterone receptor component 2-like. The transcript has 3 exons. Lineage: Eukaryota; Metazoa; Arthropoda; Insecta; Coleoptera; Chrysomelidae. The record is from RefSeq and is a predicted model, not a curated record. Gene Ontology annotation, cellular component: membrane; endomembrane system. Bases 311 to 910 code for a protein of 199 amino acids.